CCAAUUUUGCUGAUUAAAUUAAUCAUUAAUGUUAUUCAAUUUUAAUGAUAAGACUCAUCAGAUAAGUUAUCGUCAUUUCUUUAAGUUUACAAAUCAAUAAUGUCAUUUAACGAUUUACCUGAUAAUUGUCUUUGGAAGAUCUUCGAAAAUGCCAAUGGGGUCAUAGAUUUGAUUCGAUGGUCUAAAGUUUGUUCGAGAUGGUCCAAUUUAAUUACGCCUAAAUUAAAUCGAGUAAAAUAUCUUCAAUUGAUACAUAGUUAUGAAGUUGAUUAUAUUGAUGCGAAUAGUUUGUGGAUCAAUCAUGUUACGAAUUGGAAUGAUUACAAUUUAAUCGAAUCGUUCCCGAAUAUUAAGAUUAUAAAGACCGCGUCCUUGCUUCCUUAUAAAUCUUACAAUUUACCAGAAAUCGUCAAAAACAAUCCACAAAUCAAAGGAUUAAUCGGUAUGGAUAAAUUACGUAAAGAUGGUUACUUGGAAAAUAUCGAGAUGUGCGCUGCAAAUUUAAUUUCGAUUAUAAAAAGUUUUCGACCUGAUCAGUUGAAACAAGUUCGCUGCUUUUAUUUGCAUCCGAAUGAUCUUCCUUCAUUCAUUGAAUAUUUUCCAAAUUUGAAGCGACUUAACAUAGAACUCAAUAAAGCGGACGGCGUUUUUUACAAUGGACCGAAUUUAUCUUCGUUAAAGAUUCUGGAAGUAGGUACAACCAAUUUUUUUGACCAAUUCACUGGAUUUCAUUUUAUGGAUUUUUGUCCAUCACUGGAAAGCGCUUUCUUCCGUUGUUGGGCAGAGGAUAUUUAUGUAGAUGAAUCGGUAAAGAAUUACAAUCUAAGAGAUUUGGUUAUCGAAUGUCAUUCUAAUUGUUUUUCGUGGGCAACACUACAAAGACUACUUUCCAAAUUUCCUAAUUUACAUCAUCUUAGGAUCAGAGGUAUCGGUGUAAUUAAAGACAGUAAAUUAGAAGAAUUGGUAAAAUUAUUACCUGAGUUGAAGAUAUUGGACUUACGGAAAUAUAAGAAUGUGAACCACAAAUCAGCUGAUUUUCUGUCCAAAUAUUGUAUCAAAGAGAAUCGAUCAAUUGUAAUUUAUCACAACUGCAAAAAUGAACCCACUGAAUGGCCUAAAUUGGUGAAUACUCAUGAACAAAUUGUCUACGGAUUCGAUUUCAUGAAACAUUGUUUCUACAAAAAUUCAGUUGCCUUCAGAUCUCAUUGA
This is a messenger RNA of Panonychus citri (citrus red mite), 1209 nucleotides long. RefSeq lists its product as uncharacterized. The record is from RefSeq and is a predicted model, not a curated record. Gene Ontology annotation, molecular function: protein binding. NCBI's taxonomy places the organism in Eukaryota, Metazoa, Arthropoda, Arachnida, Trombidiformes, Tetranychidae. Bases 100 to 1209 code for a protein of 369 amino acids. The transcript is spliced from 6 exons.